AUGCCACCCCAACCCCCUCGGGUCAAGCUACCCCCACCUCAAUCACCGAAUCCAACACCCCAACUCUGUCCAUACUUUCUCAAAGGUCGAUGUUGGCGUGGCAACAAGUGUAGGAAGAGGCAUAGCUUGCCUGGGUCUGAGCCAAAUUACAGUCCCAGCAAUCAACAUGUUGACUUGGCCCAGGUUCAGGACCAGACAACCGACGGAACAAUAUCUCCAGUUUCUGUUGCAACCACUUCAUCCGACUGUUCCCAGGCGAAAACCGAGCCAUGCGUUCAAUGGAAUCUUGGAGUGUGUUACAACGGCGAUGACUGCGAAUAUCGACAUGAUCGUGAAACGGAUACGGUAUUGGGGGCCAACAAAAAACGCUCACGUCGGGGUGUACGAGGAGGGGCACGUAUAGCAAAUCAGAAGGUUGCCGAGGAGGCCGAGGAACGCAAUCGUCGGGAUGUUGAUGAGAAACGGCUUCGGGAAGAGGCAGAGAAACAACGCUCAGAAGAGGAGCAACGACGGCUUGCAGAACUCGUGGAGAAGAACCGCCGUGAAGCCCAGGAACAAGAGAGAAUCCGCCUCGAAGCUGAGGAAAAGGCGCGUUGUCGUGCCAAAGCCCGGGAACAAGGCCGCCGUGAUGCAGAGCGUCGUCGAGAGGUACAGCGUCUUCGGGAGGCAGAGGAGAGACGACAACGAGAAGUGGCUGAAGCAGAACGACGGAGGGUGGAAGAAGAGGAGAGGCAGAUGAGGCUUAAGGAAGCAGAGGAAGAGAGACUUCGGCAAGAAGCUGAGCAGCGUGCUCAAAAGCUUCGAGAAGAGGAAGAGGCCCGACGUGAAGAGCGGGAUCGAGUUGACCAAGCAAAGACUGUCCAACACUUGGUCUUUGGUAACACCAUCGUCAAGUUCAGCUCAGGCAUCAACAUUGAACGCAUCGUUACGGGCUUCGAUUCUUGUCGGGUUCGAGUCACGGACCUCCCAUUCAGCACGAAACCAAACGACGUAUGCGGUCUCCUCCGUGGUCAGGAUAUUGAUGAAGACUCGUUCCAGCUUGUCAAUCUGAGGGUGUGGAAAGGGAAGAAGGAAGCCAACUUCAUCGUUGAGGGUGAGCAGGGACGAACGCUUGUGGAAGAUCUCGACGGGUUGCACUUCCGAGGUCAGACCUUGUCAGCUGAGGCUAGUGCAAGUGGAUCUCUCCAGGGCAUGAACUCCAAUAACAGCUCUACCCUCUCCAUUUCCUGGGUUCUUCCCUCCGCACGCUACGUCGUCCACUUCAAAACGGCAACAGAGGCACUCAAGAAACACGCACUGGACGGUCGGAACUAUAAUGGUCGGAAGAUCAAAGUUGAACCCAACCGUUUACGAGGCCAGCAGAAUGUGGACCCUUGUUCCCUCCUCGUUAGCCGUUUGCCGAUGGGUACCGCUGUUGGAGAUGUUCGAGAGCUAUUCGAAGCUACUACUCUCCGGAAACUUCGGUCGAACGAGUACAACGACGAACCUGUCGAACAGUGGCUGAAAACAUUCAUCCAAAAUUACAUGCGUGGUGGAUUCGUUGAGUUCGAGUCGGUUCAGGUGAACAAGUUCGAAGGGAAAUGUUCGGUACGGGUACAGUUUAAGAGUUGGGAAGAUGCGAAGAGGGUUCAUGGUCAACUGGUCAAUGUCAAGUUUGAUGUUAUCGGCAAUUCGAUGUUUCGACUUUGGCUGCCUGAUCCGUAUCAGAUCACGAUUCCGAUGGAGCAGUAUCAGGCGCAGAAGAAACAGUGGGAUACGUUUGUGAAGGAUACGAAGGAUAGGAAGGAGAGUGUUUUGAAUGUGCGGGUAUUGGAGGAUAAGGUUAUCCUUCGGGUUGGCGGGGAUGAUUUGAAAGCAGUUGGGAUGCUCAAGGUUAGGGUGGAGAGUCUAGUUGCAGGGGAGAUACUCCGGGAUAUGUGGCAUGUCUGGUUUGACACCGCUGCUGGGAAGAAGUUCUUGCAGUCGGUCAAUACCGACACGGGUGCCUACAUCCGGCACGACUGGAGACUGAGAGUAUUGAAGGUUUAUGGGACUUCGGUUGCUGUAUCGAAAGCCAAAGAGAUGAUGAAGGAGGAAUUGGAGAGACUGUCUGGUUUGGAACAUACGGAAACUCUCAAACGCCAAUCGAUCCGGUUCUUCGUUGAACGUGGUGUCGCCGCACUCAAAGAAGCGUUCGGUGAUGACAGCGUUACCCUCAAUAUCACCAGUACUCCCGUAUGUAUCACCAUCCGAGGAGGUGAAGAAGCCCGUCAUCUCCUGCGCAAGUUGAUCGACGAGUCCCUCUACAACGUCACGACAGACUUUUCUGCCACGUCCGAAUCAUCUUGCCCUGUCUGCUUGGCCGAAGUCUCGAACUCCUUCAAGCUAGGUUGUGGACAUGAAUACUGCACGGCUUGCCUUCGCCAUUUCCUCACCACCGACAUCAGAGACUUCCCCGUCGUCUGUGUCGGAGACGAGGCUACAUGUGGGAAGCCUAUAUCUCUCCCUACGAUCCAGAAAUUCCUCACCGAAUCACAGUUCAACACUCUCCUCGAGACAGCGUUUUCGAAGCACAUCGAACAGAACCACCUGACAUACAGGUACUGCAACACCCCCGACUGUCAACAGAUCUAUCGAUGUGAAGACCCCUCCAUGGCUGACAGUGCUCCCAUCACGAAUCGUCAAUGUCCAUCUUGCCUUGCUGUCAUUUGCAUGAGAUGUCACGGGGACGCACACGAUGGUAUGACAUGUGAUGAACGACGUGAACAUUUCGAACCUCCUGAACAUGUAGUCCUCAAUGAAGCCUGGGCUAAGAGGGCCGGAGCGAAACGGUGUCCUUCAUGUGAUGUGUGGAUGGAGAAGAUUGAAGGGUGUAACCAUAUGUCGUGCAAAUGCGGAGCUCAUGUUUGUUGGGAGUGUAUGAAGGCGUUUGCACAGAAGGACAUCUAUGAGCAUAUGACAGUGGCUCAUGGAGGGAUUUAUGAGAGGAGGGAGCCUGGAUAUGGGAUGGCGCCAGUCGGAGAUGAUGAAUCAGACGACGAGGAUGGGGAUGGGUACGAACCCCCGGAGACGAAUCGAUAUAUGAGUCAGAUUGAACGUUUACAAGCUGGUUGGAGGUUGCAACAGGAGAGACAGCAGGCAGAGGAACUACGCGUGCGGAGGGAAGCAGAAACGCUGAGGCAAGCGUACGAGGAUCGACUUGCUCGGGAGCGGGAACAACGUGAACGUGUUGUGCGCGAGGCUCGUGAAAGAGAGCAGGCGAGGCAGCGUGCAGAGAGAGAAGCAGAAGCUCUCAGGCAGAGCCGUUUAGUAGCUGACUAUAACGAGCGUGUUCGCCUUUUCGCGGAACAAGAAAACCGGGAGAGGCAACGCGCGGCGGCACUGCAGCGAGAGAGGCGAGAGGAAAUGCAGCGCGCAACUUCGCGCCGAUUACUUGAACAACAGCAGGAGCGUCAACGUGCAGAAGCGCGUCAACGGGAAAAAGCAAAGGAGAGCCGGUGUGUAGUGAUGUAG
Molecule: messenger RNA, 3492 nt
Organism: Marasmius oreades (fairy-ring Marasmius)
Lineage: Eukaryota; Fungi; Basidiomycota; Agaricomycetes; Agaricales; Marasmiaceae
Exons: 2
Coding region: 1-3492 (1163 amino acids)
Biological process (GO): positive regulation of proteasomal ubiquitin-dependent protein catabolic process; protein polyubiquitination; ubiquitin-dependent protein catabolic process
Cellular component (GO): cytoplasm; ubiquitin ligase complex
Molecular function (GO): ubiquitin conjugating enzyme binding; zinc ion binding; ubiquitin protein ligase activity
Source: RefSeq, a predicted model, not a curated record